GUUUCUCCCCUGCUUCCCAUCAACUUCCUGUUCUUCAGUUAGUUGUCAGCCAAAACCGGAAAUGGCAAUACAGUCUUGAAUUUGAAGUUUUUGAACAUUGCAGUGGGAGUAUUAGUAAUCAACAAAUAUGAUCUCAAAUGGCAGCACACUCUCUCUCUCUCUCUGACCGCAUUUACCUAUAAAUGCAUCAAAGAAAUCUGAAACACUUUUUUAUCACAAAACAAAGCAGAGGAAGAAGAGUUUUCAAACCUCCUUUACCUCUCUUUGAUCCUUCAAUCCAUCAACUUGAAAAACAACAACAAAUACGAAGACAAAAAGCAAUCCGAACCAAACCCACAAAACCAACCUCUUCUUCAAAUCCAAAUCCCACCACCCACGCCACCAAACCCACCUCCACUGAACCACCAACCUUACUUUCAAUCCUGCCAUGAACAAGAACAAACCUUACCUUGUCAAAUAAUCCUUCAACAACCCAAAAACCACCUUAUUUCAACACCUCACAAGCGACUAACAGUUAUGGCUCAGUCACCACCUUCUUCUCUCUCUCACUCUCCUACGCUUUCCUCUCUCCAUGGCAACCUUGACCAAUCAGGUUUUCAUAAAAAAACAAUUUUGAAUACUAUUACCUCCCCAUUUACUACUCAAUUAUCUAUCAAGACUGUAGUUCACAGAGUCCUUUUCCAUUUCAGCCAUGCUCGUUUGCUUUGUGUGCAUUUGAGAGUUUUGAUUCUUUUAAUUUUGCCUUCUCUUUACUUCUUUAUAUCAAAUCAUCAUCGCUUGUUUAUCAUAAAUUUGCUUUUCAGUAUUGCUUUCUUAAUUACCCUUUUAGUAUGUCUCAAUCUUGUGCUUCCUCGCUUGCCUUCAAUUCGUUUACUUGUAACUCGUUCACUUCCAAACAAGCUCAAGUCAACACCUUUACCUACAGAAGCUUCAAAUCCUGUGAUUUGGUCAAUUGGGUCUAAGCCAAAAAAAGAAAGCAAGCCAUAUUCAGGGUCAUGGGUUCAGGUUUAUAGUAAUGGUGAUGUUUAUGAGGGUGAAUUUCAUGAAGGUAAGUGUUCAGGGAGUGGGGUUUAUUACUAUUACAUGAGUGGGAGAUAUGAGGGUGAUUGGGUGGAUGAGAAGUAUGAUGGCUGUGGAGUGGAAACAUGGGCUAAAGGGAGCAGGUAUAGAGGGCAGUAUAGGCAGGGUUUGAGGCAUGGAAUUGGGGUUUAUAGGUUUUAUACAGGUGAUGUUUAUGCUGGUGAGUGGUGUAAUGGGCAAUGCCACGGGUGUGGUGUUCAUACUUGUGAGGAUGGGAGUAAGUAUGUCGGGGAGUUCAAGUGGGGUGUUAAGCAUGGGCUUGGUCAUUACCAUUUCAGAAACGGGGACAUGUAUGCUGGGGAAUAUUUUGCAGAUAAGAUGCAUGGUUUUGGAGUCUAUCAGUUUGGAAAUGGACAUCGGUAUGAAGGAGCAUGGCAUGAGGGAAGGAGGCAAGGGCUUGGUAUGUACACUUUCAAAAAUGGAGAAACACAAUCUGGUCACUGGCAAAAUGGGAUUCUUGAUGUUUCUACUGCAGAGAAUGGCAACCCUGGAUCUCCAAAGGCUACUAGUCAUCCCAAAGUUCUUAGUGCUGUCCAGGAAGCAAGGCGAUCUGCUGAGAAAGCAUAUGAUGUGGCAAGGAUAGAAGAGAGAGUGAACAAAACUGUUAAAUCUGCUAACAAGGCGGCCAAUGCUGCAAGAGUUGCAGCUGUAAAGGCUGUCCAAAGACAAAUGCACCACCAGAACAGUGAUGAUGUGCCAUCUCCUUUUGUUUAAAUCUUAAAGGACUUUGGGGCUUCUUCAGAAUCCUGCAUAUGCUUUUAGUUAAAAUCCAGAACAGGGGAAUUGCUUCGAAAAGACAUUUUUGCCAUUCCUUCUGCAGUUACGUCAAAUUUUGCGUGGGAAUCAUUUCAGUCUCGUUUAGAUGUAUGCUACAAGUGGUUGGUACCUACUUGGAACCGCAGUCUAGCCACCAAAAGAGAUGGCUGAUUGAGGAGCAAGAUGGAUCCCCCCACUCUCUGAUGGCCUCGAUAACUUGUAUAUACGUUGGUAAGGGGCUAAUGAAUGUUGUUUAUUAUGAUUUAAUAUCCUGUAUGAUUUGGUGUUUAUUAUGAUUUAAUAUCCUGUAUGAUUUGGUCCCGGCGCGGAGCAACAGUCAAUAAACUAAUGACUGAUUGAACAAGAUGAUUUCAGCCA
Populus nigra (black poplar) is the source of this 2214-nucleotide messenger RNA. RefSeq lists its product as uncharacterized. The record is from RefSeq and is a predicted model, not a curated record. The coding region runs from base 517 to 1794 and encodes 425 amino acids. NCBI's taxonomy places the organism in Eukaryota, Viridiplantae, Streptophyta, Magnoliopsida, Malpighiales, Salicaceae. The transcript has 3 exons.